UCUCCGCAAAAACAUGGCAGAGCCUCACAUCCCUGUCAGCAUAAACCACCUCUCCUGCCGGAUCUGCAGAAACCUUCUCAGGAAUCCUGCAACGAUCCCCUGUGGACACAACUUCUGCCUCGACUGCAUCGAAGGUUGCUGGGUCUCGGAGCAGAAGAGUUACAGCUGCCCUGCUUGUGGUCAGAAGUUUUCCUCUAGACCUCGUUUGAUCAGGAACACAACUCUGGCUGAGUUGCUGCGAGACACAGAGAGAAGUUUGAAGAGGAAGAGAAAAAAUCAGGAGUCAGCUGAGACCCUGCUGAAGAGAGACCGGAGCAGUGCAGAUACAGCAGGGAGCACUCUGUGCUGGCGUCACAACAGUCCACUGGAUGUUUACUGCUGCACAGAUGAGAAGAUCAUAUGUGAUGUGUGUGCUUCAACCAAGCACAGCGGACACAUAUUUGGUUUGGUAAAGGAAGAGCGGAGAAGGAAACAGGAGGAGCUGAGGAUCAUGCAAAAAAAACUGAGAGAGAAACUUCAGGAGACGCAGAAACAGCAGGAGAACAUGAAGAUGAUGUUUGAGCGAACUGAGAAGGAGGCCAAGAAAACAAAGGAUGACUGUGAAACAGUUAUAGUCAGAGUCAUUGAUUGCCUUCAGAGACAUUACCUGUCUCUGACGAAGAUUAUAGAAGCUCAGGCACGGGCAGCAGAAGCUCAGCUCAACGUCUUACUCCAGAACCUUGAGACGAAGAUAGAGGAGAUGAAGAAGCUGUAUGCUGAGCUGGAUCUCCUGGCACAGAGUGACCACAGUGUGCUCUUUCUCCAGGAAUGGCCCAGUAUGAAGAGCAUCUGUGAAAAAGAUCUUCUUUCCUUCAAGGAGGGCUCAGAGAAUCCACUUCUCCCCAUUGAAGUUACAAAGAGAGCUAUGGAGCAGCUCGAGAGGCAGCUGGAGGACUUCUGUGACCAACAAUUUGCCUCACUCUCUCAAACUUGCAAUGAUGGUCAGGAGGAAAAUGUUGCAGAAAAAGACGUGGAGGAUCAGCAGCAAAGAAAUGAAUCCAGUGAUGGUUUUACUGGAGGCAACAUGAGUAAGAAGGACGUGGAGCCUACAACCAGAGAGGACUUCCUGCACUAUGCCUGCGACCUCUCUCUGGACCCCACAACAGCUCAUAAGGACCUGAUCAUCUCUGACAGAAACAAAGAGGUGAGGAUGUCAGCCGACAGAUUCCAAACCCCAGCCUUAAAUUCUUCAGAGAGGUUCACCCAUCGACACCAAGUGCUGUGCAGAGAGGGGCUGCAGGCCGAGCGGUGCUACUAUGAGGUGGAGGUGAAAGGAGACAAGGCAGAGAUAGCCCUCGCAUACAAAGGGAUCGAUAGGAAAAGCAGCACAAACAAGUCGGCCUUUGGGGCCAAUGCAACCUCCUGGAGCCUGGAUCUCAAUAAUUUCUACUCUGUGAGCCACAAAUCAAAAAGCAUCCAGCUCAUACAACUGCCCAGUGGUGGAAGGAUUGGAGUUUAUCUAAAAUUCAAGGAGGGAUCUCUAUCAUUCUAUGAGGUGUCAGACAGCAUGAGGUUUCUGUACAAGGUGGAGGCCAAAUUCACCGAGCCGCUGUAUCCUGGAUUCUGGCUCAACGACAAAUGCUGCAUAAGGAUCUGUGAUUUGAAACAACACAAGCAGUAAAUGUUUACUGAGAUUCAGAUAACUCUGAUCAAAAUGUGGUUUCUACACAGAGCAGCAGGUGUCCUGCUCUGUAACUUCAUGAUGGUUUGGUUUGUGUUGCUCAGAGGACUUUUAGCCAAGGUAAAUUUCAAAGGACCCAAGUAAUGAAGAUAAUAUUUAAACAUUUCUCUGUUUUAUUGGUUCUCGUUUGCUGAAAAAACAAUGAACCAAUAAUGAUGUUUAGCCUUUUUUCUGUGUUUUAUGAAAUGUUCUUGGUUCUGGUUUUUAUUUUAUGGAUGGUUUUGUUUGUUGGACAUCUAAAAGCAACAGCUGAAUUGCAUAUAAAUGGACCCUCAUCUAAGAUCAGGUGGACACAUGACAAAUUUCCUUCAGUAUCAAAUUAAACAUUUACAUGACACACUUGCAGCUGUUAUGUUCGAAUGAAGCACAUCCUGUUUAAUUUAAAACAGUCAUAUGACAGAAAGUAGACUCACCUCUUGUAUCUAAUUCUUUUUACAGUGCAGUGAAAAGUAUUUGCCCCCUUAUAGAUUUCUUGUGCUAGUUAUCCAAACCAACCAGGCCCCAAUGGCUCAGAAUAGGCUUGAUAUUCAUUUCCAAACUGAUGGAUGUCACGGACUUUAUUUCUCAUCUGUUCUUGAAUUUCUUUAGAUCAGAGCAUAAUGUGUCACUUUUUGAGAUCUUUUAGCCUAUUUCAUGUUGUCAGACAGGUUCUGUUUAGGUGAUUUCUUUAUUCUGAUGAUGAGGUAGUAAUCAGGUUUGAGUGUGGCUAUGAUAAGAACCAAAUAAACUGGUUAAUCACAUUUAAUACAUGAUAUUACAAGGGGCAAUUAUAUUACAUAUAUGACCAGGCUGGUUUAGAUAGUUUCUUUAUUAAUAAAUAAACUCCUUUCAAAACGG
Molecule: messenger RNA, 2557 nt
Organism: Girardinichthys multiradiatus
Lineage: Eukaryota; Metazoa; Chordata; Actinopteri; Cyprinodontiformes; Goodeidae
Product: tripartite motif-containing protein 16-like protein
Exons: 7
Coding region: 14-1660 (548 amino acids)
Molecular function (GO): protein binding; zinc ion binding
Source: RefSeq, a predicted model, not a curated record